Molecule: messenger RNA, 1950 nt
Organism: Symbiodinium sp. CCMP2592
Lineage: Eukaryota; Dinophyceae; Suessiales; Symbiodiniaceae
Source: the annotation of a GenBank genome assembly
AUGAUCGACAGCUUUGCAAGCGGCUACGUGACGAAGCUGCUGAAGCAGAUCCCAUUCAAGAAAGAGUGCCAGCAGAUCAUGGUCAAGAUCUGCCAGUCAAUGGUCGAGGCCAUGGAUCUGGCCUACACGUCCUUGUCCGACGAGCUGUCCGAGCUCCCGGACCAGAUCAUUGCGGUGAUGGAUGUCGUCCAGAUCUUCUGCAGAGCCAUACUGGCACUGCUUGUCCCCAUCCCCAACUAUUUGGGGAGCAGUGCCAAAGAUGUUGUGGCCGUCACUGCCGCGAAAGACGACAACAGCCUGCUGCUGAUGCUGAAGAACGAGAUGGCGACCUCGUUCUGGAAGCCUUUGAUCCUUGAUGUCAACCUCAAGGCUGGAAUGGCAAAGGAGCUCGGCCCGGUUCUGAAGAGCCACACCGACAAGGUCGCGACAGUUCUGAAAGAACCAGGCCCACUGUUGGAGAACUUGGCAGCGCUGAACGGCGCCCUGACCGACCUCCCGAAGCUGGCGGCGAACUUGAGGACAGGUGCGACCCAGCAGCUGCAGGACGUGAUGCAGAAGGCGGUCAAGUUCAUCAUCAAGGACGUCGUGCAGCUGAAGGAUUUCACGGGUGAGGACUCGGGUUCCCUUGCCAAGGCCAUCACCACCUUCGUGGACAAGCUUGGAUCGGCUGGGUCCCUGCAUGAUGCUUUGGCGGAUGAGGUGCUUCAGCUGCAGGCAUGGCAGUCGAACUCCGCGGCGUCGCUGGCGGAGGCGGAGACCAAGCGUUGGUUGGACCAAUGUAUGGCCUCCUCUAGCAAUGGGACCGACUUGGAUUUGGAGCAGCUUCGCUUCCAGCUGCAGCACCGUGCCGGCCAGAGCUUCCCAUGCUUCCCCGAGGACGUGCAGAACCAGGUGGAGAAGUUGUACGUGCCGCUCCUGAUGCUUCUGGAUCGGAAGGCUGCUCGGAAGUCGAAUGUCGAAGUGGUUGGCAACUUCCUUUUCUCCGCCCUUGUUACGACGCACGGCAAGGACCGCGAGCACAUGGAAGGGUUCGUGCAGCUGGUGACCUUGUUCAUGCAGGCAGUGCCUUGCACCGAGGCGGAUGUGACCAUGGUUAGCGCCGUUCUCAAAAUGCUGACCUCGGCAGUCGAGUUCAUGAAGAUCGAGGCUCACUACCUGUCCUUGGGCAACACGACCAACGAGUGCGUGCGCAGAGAUGUGAACAAGGUCACCUUUGACAAGAUGCUUCGAGCCUCGUUGCAUUAUGCAAAGACCCUCAAGGCUGCACAGGCUUGCCAGAACGAGGAGCCGACCUUGAGCCUGGGGGAUCCGCCGCUUGCCGACCAGGUCAAGGAUGUACAGGCCAGCGACAUCAGGCGCUUCUCUUUCUUGAUCCAGAGCAUCGACAAGAUCUACGAUGAGGCUGUCCGGAAAAGCUCGGCGCUGAGGCAGGCGUCGAUCGAGCACGUGAUGGCUUUGAUCAAGGACCUGGAAGCUGCCUGUGAGAGUGUGGAGGACUGUGGCGGUGGCUACGAGGUCUGCCAUAAGGAAACGUGUUGGAAGAAAGGCUUGGCCAACACGGCAGAGGAGGACUUGCAGACCAUCCUCCGGGCGGCAGCCGCCACCGUGUCCACAUGCGAUCCUAGCACGAUGGCGAAGCACCUGGCUGCUCUGGGCAAGGUGCAAGGUCAGUACGUGCACUUCGAAAAGAAGUACUUCCAGUCCCUGAUCUACAUGGGUGUGCAAGAGACGAAGCUCCUGCAAGGGGUGAAUACCCGAGCCUUGACAGCUUUGAAGUACACGAGGGCACUUCACACGGAGGGCCUCCUUGUCUACUGUGCGCACACUGAAGAUGAGCAGGAGGCAAGGAAGAGUGCGGAUGAACAGAUCAAAAAGCUGGCAGCAGAGACGGUGGACCGUGACCUCAUCCAUCCAAGGCUCAUCGCAUUGGCAGAGAGUCUGGUGAAGUGA